CUACGUGUAUAAAAAUAGUUAUCGUGCGAUACACCCAAUCAACUGCUACCGUGUGGCCUAAGGCGGCACAGCUUUAUUUUCACUCCAUAAAGAGCUAGUACUGCGCAAAAUGUAUGGCAAAUACAUCGCCUUGUUGGUUUCACUGUUAGGAACCACUCUCGCCAUAUACCCUUACUUCGAUACGCAAGAUUUCAUAUACAAUGUUCCGAAAGUGUACAGAAUCUCUCUUACUCUAGACAAACUGCUGGAGUACUAUGAGAAAAGGCCAUCGAAAGAUCCAGAGUGGCAUAUCGCUGUGAGAAUGGCCAGAGGUCAACUCGAGUAUACAAUCAAUGAAUUGGACAAAUCAGUGCCAGCGAAGUUGAAGGAAAAUUUGCAGAACCUAACGAGGAGAAUGGAUCGGAUUCAAAACAGCACGAAUUUCGAAACUCUUGUGUAUCGCAGUAAAGAUUAUGAAUACGUUGCAAAAGCAAUAUUUGAAAAUUUAGACGUUCUUGCAACAAUGCUAGAGCCACUAACGAUUGGCACGAUGGGAACUCAGAAACCUUUCCGAUUCGCCUUCGAACAAUACGUCCAAGAGGCGAGAACAAAAAUGCCAACCCGAAAAGCGGCAGACGCAUGUAUGAUGCAAAUUCUUAUAUCAGCUAUGGAGGCGCAAACUACUCAAACCGAUGGAAGCUGCGAGAUAACAUCAGAAUGUCAAGCACAAUUGAUACAAGGAUCUGGCCUGGCUUUCCAACAAACCAGCCGCGUCCGAGCAAUGGUUUUAGCUCGUCUCUUUGACUGCAUGGAAGGAGUGGAUCUCUCGGCCCUAAUUUACAAGCUUUGUAUACAGGUUUAUAAAGAAACGAAAUCGUUAGAGGCUUGGGAUCACCCAGCUGGCACCAGAACACUAUUUAUGCAACAAAUACUGUUUUGCGCUUCUCAAGGAUAUGGAGAAUUUAUAAAGCCACGCUGGAUGAACAAGAUCAUUUCGUGGCAAGAACCCAAAGGAUGUUAUGCGGAUGACCGGCAACCAUUUCUACGGCUUACUGGAUUUGUAGGACCCAUAUCGGCGCCGCCUAAAGAAAGAGAGGAGCAGUAUCGUGUGAAGAAGGCAGCGACAACCGAAGGAGGUUCGUGCAACUCCUUGACAUCGGCCAUGGCUCUGGGCUCGCUGGUGGUGUACGUUCGAGCGCUUUUAGAAACAGAUCAAGCAUUCCAAUACGACGUUCUUGUUUAG
This is a messenger RNA of Bicyclus anynana (squinting bush brown), 1222 nucleotides long. RefSeq lists its product as uncharacterized. Gene Ontology annotation, cellular component: cytosol; membrane. Lineage: Eukaryota; Metazoa; Arthropoda; Insecta; Lepidoptera; Nymphalidae. The record is from RefSeq and is a predicted model, not a curated record. The transcript has 6 exons. Bases 110 to 1222 code for a protein of 370 amino acids.